This is a messenger RNA of Babesia bigemina, 1644 nucleotides long. RefSeq lists its product as hypothetical. The record is from RefSeq and is a predicted model, not a curated record. The transcript has a single exon. The coding region runs from base 1 to 1644 and encodes 547 amino acids. Lineage: Eukaryota; Apicomplexa; Aconoidasida; Piroplasmida; Babesiidae.
AUGUCCGGGCUACCGUGCAAUAACGUGUUUGACGAAAUGUUACAUGAGACUGUCAGUGAACUGUUCGUCGAUCCCACUAAACAGCCCGAAGACGCCGAUGGCAUCCCCGUCACAUAUAUCAGCGACAAACCCCUGGCAGCGUAUCCACAAAACAUAGCGAUGGAUGAUACUCAGCGAGCAGUGAAACGCCUAUGUUCAAGAUCUCAUGAUAUUCUCACAACAAUAGCUGGAACCGGGGAUGCGUACUCCAUGUACGCCGUCGACUACUCCACCAAUUCGCUGAACUUUCACUACCCAUCCAAGGGCGAAGAUUGCCUCCAGAUGCUAUUGGAGAUUCUUCGCAGACUGCUACCCUCACUUAAAUUUUUGCAUACUCAAUGCGGCCUAAGCUCUGCAUACCACGGCUGGUCCGGCUGUCAGUACGGCAGAGGAGUCAAACACUCCAAUUGGCAAUGCGGUGAACAUCCCGCCGACGAGUCAACCGAUUGCCUACCCAGAUCACCGCUGAUGUCGUAUCUUCGCGACUGCCUACCCGGGUGCCUGCCUCACCAGUUGGUCUCAGUGGGAUGCAAGUCCGAGUGUAAAACGUGUCCCAAAAGCCUACCCGGUGCGCCAUGUAUAACACCACUUGGGUUCAGAGGUUUCUCCGGAAGCACGAAGACAGGGAAGGACAUAUGUAACGUGCUGACCAAAUUCUUCGACAAUUCUAAUAUUAACACGCUGUUCGGUCUGCUGCCCAAGCCGCCAUCUACAUUGCCCGAACACUUCCAAUUUGCGUUGACGUUAAGUAAUAUGUUAGAUCAUGGCAAGUCCGCCAGUGAUGAUGUCAGCUUAGCUUUUGAAAUGAAAACGAAAGCGCUGUCCAUCGAGCUAUACAAGGAGACCAGCAAACUCACAGGUGCGCUGCAGAAUGCAUAUCGCAACCAAACGGGUCACAACACCCCGGCCCAUUCCAAAUCUACGGAGGCUGAUUUGUGGAGCUUGUCGAAGGAAGCUUCGUGCGAUUUACCUCAUGAGAGGGAUAUUCACUGCGCUCCCUACCUCUGCUCCACAUCCUCCGAUGCGUACACGUACCUCGCCAAAAAGCACGCCGAUCUCUACCUGUCAUGGGCUGUAUAUCUGCCGUGGACAUUCUACAGUUACCUGAAAUCGUUGCUCGAUGCGUUCCAGCAGAUUGAUUGUGGAGGCUCCGGUUGUACGAAAUGUUCGUGCAAGCCGGGAAAGCAUGGUGUCGAAUACAACUGCAAGUGCAAGGCAUUGAUAAGCUGUCGUGGAGUGAUGACUACGUUCUACCAAUACGGGUUCACUUUUGGCGACGCAAAAACGCUGUAUGGAACUAACAGAAAAUUCUGCCUUAGUUUCCAUACACAACUGAGUAAUCUGCUGAAAUCGCAACCCUUCGCCACAUUAUUUGAAGAAUGUGACAACUUCAUUUGGACCAUCAGAGAACCGUUCACCUAUCUAGUGCUCGCACUUUGGUCGCUGUCCCUCUUCUACCUCAUCUGCGUGAUGGUUGGCAGGCUGGAUGUGCUCCACAUACGCUCGCACCUGAGGAUACCGUCGUCGCACAAGAUAACGGCGCAAUCGCUGUUGGCUGCAGCGCAAGUCGGAAGGCUUGCCAAGAUAUCGUACCUGCAACCGUAA